This is a messenger RNA of Trypanosoma grayi, 1056 nucleotides long. RefSeq names its product glycerol-3-phosphate dehydrogenase. The coding region runs from base 1 to 1056 and encodes 351 amino acids. NCBI's taxonomy places the organism in Eukaryota, Euglenozoa, Kinetoplastea, Trypanosomatida, Trypanosomatidae. Gene Ontology annotation, cellular component: cytosol; glycerol-3-phosphate dehydrogenase (FAD) complex. Gene Ontology annotation, molecular function: NAD binding; glycerol-3-phosphate dehydrogenase [NAD(P)+] activity; protein homodimerization activity. The record is from RefSeq and is a predicted model, not a curated record. Gene Ontology annotation, biological process: carbohydrate metabolic process; glycerol-3-phosphate catabolic process. The transcript has a single exon.
AUGAUCGCUGACGUCCAGUACGUGAAGCACGCGGCCAUGGUGGGCAGCGGUGCAUUCGGCACCGCGAUGGCAACCGUCCUCGCCAAGAAGGCGGAGACGGUGUCUGUGUGGCAUCUUGACGCAAAGGAGGCGCAGAUGAUCAAUGAAAAGCGGGAGAACGUGCUUUUCCUGAAGGGUGUGCCGUUGCCGUCGAACGUGACGUACACCGCCGACACCAUGGCAUGCAUUGCGAAUGCGGACAUCCUCCUCCUCGCCAUCCCCACGCAAUUCCUCCGCGGAUACCUGAAGAAGAACAGCGACUUGAUUCGCCGCCACAUCGUGGAGCGUCGGGUGCCGAUUGUUGUCUGCAGCAAGGGCAUCGAGCGCUCCUCGCUGCAGUUCCCUGCGCAGAUUCUUGCAGACUUCCUCCCCGGCUACCCCAUCUCGGUGCUCGCCGGGCCCUCCUUCGCACUGGAGGUGGCGAAGGGCAUGCACACCCACGUCUGCACGGCUGCAACAGACAUCAACAUGGCCCGCAGGGUGCAGCGCAUCAUUACGACNGCCGAUGGCACCUUCCGCUGCUGGGCCUCGACUGACAUCGUUGGCUGCGAGGUGGCGAGCGCGGUGAAGAACGUGCUGGCCAUCGCGUCAGGUGCGAUCAAGGGCCUCGGCACGGAUUGCAACGCCCGCGCCGCCCUCAUCACACGCGGGCUGCUGGAAAUCCGCAAUUUGACGCUGGCGCUCGGCGGCACCGGCGAGGCGGUGUUCGGGCUUGCGGGCCUCGGCGACCUUCUUCUCACCUGCUCUUCGGAGCUCUCGCGCAACUUCACUGUCGGCAAGAAGCUGAGCCAGGGAAUGACCAUGGCGGAGAUUCGCCGCACCUCCAAGGCCGUCGCCGAGGGCGUUGCCACCGCGGAGUCGCUGGAGCAGCUGGCGAAAAAGAUGAGGGUGCGGCUCCCCGUCGCUCACGAGGUGUACGGCGUGCUGUACGAGAACAAGGACGUGAAGAAGGCAUUUGAUAAGCUCCAGCGGUGCCCCAUGCAAGACGAGGGCCUCCCUCCGCUCUCUCAUCUCUGA